Molecule: messenger RNA, 463 nt
Organism: Lymnaea stagnalis (great pond snail)
Lineage: Eukaryota; Metazoa; Mollusca; Gastropoda; Lymnaeidae
Source: the annotation of a GenBank genome assembly
GCAAUUUGAAAAUGAGCUCAGGUCUAGAAUUUGAAAACCAACAGUCUACUAUGAUUAACUUGAAAAAAGAGCAACAUUAAAGUCUCUAUUUACUGCUCAUACUGCCACUGUCAAUCUUACUCUUGAGGCUAGUUAUGACAUUUCCUUAUUCAUCGCUAAAUCUGGGAAAAAACCAUACUAUAGGAGCAGCAUUUCUUAAAACGGUUAUGGAAAAGACAUGAGAGCUAUGCCACUCAGUAACAAUACUGUUAGCACAAGAAUAGAUGAAAUGAGUGAAGAUAUUAAAAUACAACUUGUUGAAAAACUGAAAACAAGAAAAGUCUCAGUGCAAAUGGAUGAAUCAAUUUUGAGAGACAAUGAGGCUGUAUUGAUAACUUGCGUAAGAUAUAUUGAUAAAGGGUAUUUUGCUGAAGAAAUGUUGUUAUGUAAAUCAGUGGUCACCAAACUUUUUAUCGCCGCAGAC